Ipomoea nil (Japanese morning glory) is the source of this 3174-nucleotide messenger RNA. Its product is annotated as chaperone protein ClpB1. Gene Ontology annotation, biological process: cellular response to heat. Gene Ontology annotation, molecular function: ATP binding; ATP hydrolysis activity. Lineage: Eukaryota; Viridiplantae; Streptophyta; Magnoliopsida; Solanales; Convolvulaceae. Gene Ontology annotation, cellular component: cytoplasm. The transcript is spliced from 7 exons. The record is from RefSeq and is a predicted model, not a curated record. The coding region runs from base 186 to 2927 and encodes 913 amino acids.
UGGUUUCUACUUGGGUUCUAGACUUCUCUUCUCAGCUCAACAAAAUGGGACCUCUCUUCUCUUCUCUCCCACCUCAAAGCGCAUACACUUCCAGAUUCUCUGCACAAAAUACAUCAAACACUUACACCAAAAGCCAUCUAUACUUUUUCGUUGUUCACAAGUGAUAUUUUAUUAAAUCUAGUGUGAUGAAUCCGGAGAAAUUCACUCACAAGACUAAUGAAGCCCUUGUCGGGGCUCAUGAGCUGGCCAUGAACGCAGGGCAUGCUCAAAUUAUACCCUUGCAUGUGGCUGUGUUCUUGCUUUCCGACCAUAAUGGUGUUUUUUGGCAAGCGAUUGUGAAUGCCAGUGGUGGUGAGGAAGGGGCGAAAUCGGUUGAGAGGGUAUUCAAUCAGGCGUUGAAGAAGUUGCCCUCUCAGACUCCGCCUCCUGACGAAGUCCCGGCUGGUACUUCACUGAUCAAGGCAAUCCGGCGGGCGCAGGGAUUGCAGAAGUCCCGGAAGGACACGCAUUUGGCUGUUGAUCAGUUGAUUUUGGGACUGUUGGAGGAUUCCCAAAUUGGGGACCUUUUGAAAGAAGCUGGGGUUAGUGCAACUAGAGUGAAAUCUGAGGUUGAGAAGCUUCGAGGAAAGGAGGGGAGAAAGGUUGAGAGUGCUUCAGGGGAUACUACAUUCCAAGCACUUAAGACUUAUGGCCGUGAUCUUGUGGAGCAGGCGGGAAAGCUUGAUCCUGUGAUUGGUAGGGAUGAGGAGAUCCGAAGGGUUGUUCGGAUUCUCUCAAGAAGGACAAAGAAUAAUCCAGUUCUUAUUGGAGAGCCCGGGGUUGGGAAAACAGCAGUUGUUGAAGGCUUAGCACAACGGAUUGUUAGAGGUGAUGUUCCAAGUAAUCUUGCUGAUGUUAGACUUAUAGCAUUGGAUAUGGGAGCAUUGGUGGCUGGAGCGAAGUAUAGAGGUGAGUUUGAAGAGAGGCUGAAGGCUGUUCUAAAAGAAGUUGAGGAAGCAGCAGGGAAAGUGAUUCUCUUCAUUGAUGAAAUACAUUUGGUUUUGGGGGCUGGACGGACAGAGGGGUCUAUGGAUGCUGCCAACCUCUUCAAGCCAAUGCUAGCUAGGGGCCAGUUGAGGUGCAUUGGAGCCACAACACUAGAGGAGUACAGAAAAUAUGUGGAGAAGGAUGCUGCAUUCGAAAGGCGUUUCCAACAGGUUUAUGUUGCUGAGCCUAGUGUAGCUGACACAAUCAGUAUCCUACGAGGGUUGAAGGAGAGGUAUGAAGGACAUCAUGGUGUAAAGAUUCAGGACAGAGCCCUUGUGAUUGCAGCCCAACUCUCUGCUCGAUACAUCACAGGACGACAUUUGCCAGAUAAGGCUAUUGACUUAGUAGAUGAGGCUUGUGCCAAUGUGAGAGUCCAGCUUGAUAGUCAACCUGAAGAGAUUGAUAAUCUGGAGAGGAAAAGGAUUCAGUUGGAGGUAGAACUUCAUGCACUUGAAAAGGAGAAAGACAAGGCUAGUAAAGCUCGACUUGUUGAAGUGAGGAAGGAACUUGAUGACUUGAGGGACAAGCUCCAACCUCUAUUGAUGAAAUACACCAAGGAAAAGGAACGAAUCGAUGAGCUCCGACGGCUCAAACAGAAGAGGGAUGAGCUUAUGAUUGCUUUACAAGAAGCUGAGAGGAGAUAUGAUCUUGCUAGAGCUGCAGAUUUGAGAUAUGGGGCAAUUGAAGAGGUGGAAGCCGCAUUAGCAAAGCUUGAGAAUAGAUCCGAGGAGGAUAAAGAGGGCACAAUGUUAACUGAGGCUGUUGGACCAGAUCAAAUUGCAGAAGUAGUGAGCCGCUGGACAGGUAUACCUGUCACAAGGCUUGGUCAGAAUGAGAAAGAGAGAUUGAUCGGCCUUGCUGAGCGGUUGCACCAACGAGUGGUGGGACAAGAUCAUGCAGUUAGUGCUGUUGCGGAGGCGGUGUUGAGGUCUAGAGCAGGAUUAGGAAGGCCACAACAACCCACUGGUUCAUUCCUUUUCUUGGGGCCCACUGGUGUUGGAAAAACUGAGCUCGCAAAAGCUCUUGCAGAGCAGUUGUUUGAUGAUGACAAAUUGAUGAUUAGGAUUGACAUGUCUGAGUACAUGGAGCAACAUUCAAUCGCCCGACUAAUUGGAGCUCCACCAGGUUAUGUUGGACACGAGGAAGGUGGUCAGCUUACAGAAGCUGUAAGGAGGCGACCUUACAGUGUUGUACUUUUCGACGAAGUAGAGAAAGCUCAUCCAACCGUGUUCAAUACCUUACUUCAAGUUCUGGAUGACGGAAGGUUGACUGAUGGACAAGGUCGUACAGUUGAUUUUACUAAUACUGUUAUCAUAAUGACUUCGAAUCUUGGAGCUGAGUACCUCUUACGAGGGCUCAUGGGCAAAUGCAGCAUGGAGAGUGCUCGUGAAAAGGUGAUGCAGGAGGUGAGGAAACACUUCAAACCCGAGUUGUUGAAUCGCCUCGAUGAGAUUGUAGUGUUUGAUCCUUUAUCUCAUGAGCAAUUGAGGAAAGUAUGCCGCCUUCAACUAAAAGACGUGGCAGCUCGUCUAGCCGAGAGAGGUAUUGCAUUGGGCGUAAGCGAGGCAGCUUUGGAUGUUAUACUGGCACAGAGCUAUGACCCAGUUUAUGGCGCAAGACCGAUUAGGAGAUGGUUGGAGAAGAAGGUAGUGACAGAGCUGUCAAAGAUGCUUGUGAAGGGGGAGAUAGAUGAAAACUCCACAGUAUAUAUCGAUGUCGGGGCUGAGGCUGACGGGGAGCUUACAUAUCGGGUGGAAUAUGGAGGGCUUGUGAAUGCUGCCACCGGACAGAAAGCCGAUAUCCUUAUUGACAUCCCCAGUGGCCCUAGGAGUGAUGCAUCCCAAGCUGUUAAAAAGUUGAAAAUUGAAGAAAUUGACGACGAUGUUGAUAUGGAGGAUUGAAGAAGAAACACAAUGCCAGAUAUUAACAUGCUAAUGUGUAUGGAAAAGAAUGUUUCUUAAGGUUGUUUGUCUUCCUUCUUGAUGAGAGUGUGUUGGUUUCUGUAUAAAUAUAUAAAUAAUAAAAUGCCAUGUCUAUAAUUCCUUGAGGAUUUUUCUUUUAAUACCCCGAGGGAAACAAAAUUAGAUUAGAUUGUAGUUAGACUUGUCCAAUGUAUCUAAUUAUGUAUGUAUGUAUGUAUUUCUAGCC